ACUGCUUCCAAAGAACAGCUGCAAGUGCCAUGUGGAUCCUACCCUGAACUUUCCAUUCAGGAGUGAACUGAUUGGGAAACCUUAUGCCGUCAACUUCAUCCCAGAAAUGAACACAUCACAGCUAGAGGAACUUAAACGGCAAAGGGAGCAUGAAUAUAAGAAACACAGGAUAAGAAUUUACAAUCCGACAGAUAAGCUUAUUAUUGCAAAGGCCAACUCUCCUCUGCAGUACCCUACUCAAGGGGUGGAAGUUCGUCCCCUUCAAACCAUCCUUAUUCCAGGUCUAAGUUUACAAGAUUCUCUCAGGAAAGUAUUCAAGGUGAGCCUUUCAGGUACCCUAGGAACAUUUGAUGUUGCCGCAGAAGUAGAAGGUGUGACAAUAAAAGGAGCAGGAGAAAGACACAUUACAUUAUCCAGCCCAAAAAUGGACAAUCUGAACCGACAACUUCAGUUAAUUUCAUAUACCAACACUAUUUUCCACCCCAACACAGCAGACACAGGUUGGUAAUCAUAUGACUACUAC
Messenger RNA from Bombina bombina (fire-bellied toad), 523 nucleotides. RefSeq names its product beta-1,4 N-acetylgalactosaminyltransferase 1-like. Gene Ontology annotation, biological process: ganglioside biosynthetic process. The annotation marks the transcript as partial. The record is from RefSeq and is a predicted model, not a curated record. NCBI's taxonomy places the organism in Eukaryota, Metazoa, Chordata, Amphibia, Anura, Bombinatoridae. The transcript has 4 exons.